AGAUAAGGGAGGGGUUUUUUUAAUGGUACGGAGUGGCUGAUUGGAGGCUGCAGCUUUGCUCGGGUGCUUGCGGUCAAUUCAUGCUGGGACAGCUCUUUGUGAAGCAGAGGGCGAAGGGGGCUGUGGGCUGGUGCUGCUGAGGGAGGAGAUGGAGCGCUUCUUGGGCUUCGUCAAGCAGAUAAGAAGAUCAAGAAGAAGAAAAGGCAAAAAGUACCGGCCAGAGGAGGAUUACCACGAGGGCUAUGAGGACGUCUACUAUUAUGCCUCAGAGCAUUUUCGAAAUGAGAGUCCUUACACAAAGUCUGCAAACCAGGCAAAGGCACCUGAUGGAGCACUGUCUGUGAGGAGACAGAGUAUUCCAGAGGAAUUCAAGGGCUCAACAAUAGUUGAAUUAAUGAAAAAAGAAGGCACAACCCUAGGGCUUACAGUAUCAGGUGGAAUCGACAAGGAUGGGAAACCAAGAGUAUCUAACCUUCGUCAAGGAGGAAUCGCUGCUAGGAGUGACCAGCUGGAUGUAGGUGACUACAUCAAAUCUGUGAAUGGAAUCAACCUGACCAAAUUUCGUCAUGAUGAGAUCAUCAGCCUGCUCAAGAACGUUGGCGAGAGGGUUGUUUUAGAAGUGGAAUAUGAACUGCCUCCAGUCUCUGUACAAGGAUCAGGUCUCAUCUUUAGAACUGUGGAAGUUACGUUACAUAAAGAGGGGAACACUUUUGGAUUUGUAAUAAGAGGUGGAGCACAUGAUGACAGAAAUAAAUCUCGUCCUGUUGUAAUAACAUGUGUUAGACCUGGAGGGCCUGCUGACAGAGAGGGCACAAUCAAACCUGGGGACAGGCUGCUGAGUGUUGAUGGGAUCCGACUGCUCGGAACAACACAUGCCGAAGCCAUGAGCAUUCUCAAACAGUGUGGACAGGAGGCAACUCUGCUGGUUGAAUACGAUGUCUCAGUGAUGGAUUCAGUAGCAACAGCGUCUGGGCCACUGCUAGUUGAAGUUGCUAAAACUCCCGGUGCUGCUCUUGGUCUUGCACUAACUACCUCGAUGUGCUGCAACAAACAGGUCAUUGUCAUAGACAAAAUCAAAUCUGCGAGUAUUGCAGACAGAUGUGGUGCAUUACAUGUAGGAGACCAUAUUCUGUCCAUUGAUGGCACCAGCAUGGAGUACUGUACGCUGGCAGAAGCAACACAGUUUUUGGCUAAUGCAGCAGAUAAUGUCAAACUUGAGAUCCUUCCUCACCACCAGACACGGCUAGCACUGAAAGGACCAGAGCACGUGAAGGUUCAAAGAAGCAACAGGCAACUUACCUGGGAUUCGUGUACCAACAGCCACAGCAGCCUCCUCACCUACCACCAUUAUAACACCUACCACCCUGACCAUUGCAGGAUGCCAGCCUUGAAAUUCCAGAAAUCGCCUCCUCAAAAAAGCCUUCCUUUGGUGUCUUCAUCCUUCUCUCCUACCUCCAUGAGCGCAUACAGCCUGAGUUCCCUGAACAUGGGGACCUUACCUCGCAGCCUCUACUCCACCAGCCCACGUGGGACAAUGAUGAGGCGGAGGAUGAAAAAGAAGGACUUCAAAAGCUCCUUGUCUUUAGCCUCUAGCACUGUUGGUUUGGCUGGGCAGGUCGUCCACACGGAAACCACAGAAGUCGUGCUGACAGCUGACCCCAUAGUAGGGUUUGGGAUACAGCUCCAGGGUAGCGUGUUUGCUACUGAGACCUUGUCUUCUCCACCUCUCAUUUCCUAUAUUGAGUCUGACAGUCCAGCGGAAAGGUGUGGGGUGCUGCAAAUAGGAGACAGAAUAGUGGCAAUAAACGGUGUCCCAACGGAAGACAGCACAUUUGAUGAGGCCAAUCAGCUGCUCAGAGACUCCUCUAUCACCAACAAGGUCACUUUGGAAAUAGAGUUUGAUGUUGCAGAAUCUGUUAUACCAAGCAGUGGAACGUUUCAUGUAAAACUACCAAAGAAGCAUAAUGUGGAACUUGGCAUCACCAUAAGUUCUCCAUCCAGUAGAAAACCAGGGGACCCUCUGGUUAUUUCUGAUAUCAAGAAAGGAAGUGUUGCUCACAGAACUGGGACACUCGAACUGGGUGACAAGUUGCUUGCAAUAGAUAACAUUCGACUUGACAAUUGCUCAAUGGAAGAUGCUGUCCAGAUCCUUCAGCACUGUGAGGACCUAGUAAAGUUAAAGAUCCGCAAAGAUGAAGAUAAUUCCGAUGAACAGGAGAGCUCUGGAGCAAUUAUUUAUACUGUUGAGCUUAAGCGCUAUGGUGGGCCUCUUGGAAUUACAAUCUCUGGUACUGAAGAGCCCUUUGAUCCCAUAAUCAUUUCCAGCCUUACAAAAGGAGGAUUAGCUGAAAGGACUGGGGCAAUUCACAUAGGAGACAGAAUCUUAGCAAUAAAUAGUAGCAGUCUGAAAGGAAAACCUUUGAGUGAAGCCAUUCAUUUAUUACAGAUGGCAGGAGAAACUGUCACCUUGAAAAUCAAGAAGCAGACAGAUGCUACCAGUCCCAAGAAAUUUUCAGUCCCUGGGGGUCACAUAAGUGAAUUGAGCGAUGCUGAAGAUGAAACCUCUGCUGCACAGAAAUCUGGCAAACUCUCAGACAUCUAUUCCACUACAGUCCCAAGUGUUGACAGUGCAGUAGAGUCGUGGGAUGGCUCUGGUAUUGAUACCAGCUUUGGAAAUCAAGGACACAGCUAUCAGGCUUCAGGAUACAACUUCAAUGCCUAUGAAUGGAGGAGUCCUAAACAGACUAGUUUGUCCCCUCCAAGCAAACCACGAAACCACCCAUUUCAUGAUACAGGGCUGAGUGAUGACGAAUGGGACCGACCUACAGCAAGCAGCACAGCUUCCAAGAAUAUGUGGCAACAGAAGGAGGCUGAGACAUUGGGAGAGACUCAAGAAAACCACUUAAAGCAAACUUCUGUAGAAAGGUCAGGGGGAGAGAGCAUCAGAAGCACGAAGAAAGAGGGCAAGAUGUGGAAAGGUGCCUCUGGUGGGCAAAGGAAAGGUGGGGGACAGCUGGAAGAGUGGAAUACUUCCAGCUUCGCAGGUACCCAUGAUAACACCGAGGCUGACCAGGAGGAAAAUUUCUGGUCUCAGGCUCUGGAGGAUUUAGAGACCUGUGGCCAGUCAGGAAUUCUGAGGGAACUAGAGGACAAGGCUGACAGGCGUCUGUGUUUGAGAAACAUGACUCUCUUGGCCACAAUUAUGUCAGGAAGUACAAUGAGUUUGAAUCAUGAAAACACACAACCUCGUAACCAGCUGGGAAGACAAGCCAGCUUCCAGGAAAGAAGUACUGUAAGGCCACAUUACAGUCAAGCUACUCGUAGCAACACACUGCCGUCAGAUGUGGGGAGAAAGUCCAUGGUUCUGAGAAAAAUUAAGCAAGAAAUGAAAGAAAUCAUGUCACCAACUCCUGUGGAGUUACACAAGGUAACUUUGUACAAGGACUCUGAGGGAGAAGACUUUGGGUUCAGCGUCUCAGAUGGUUUAUUGGAAAAAGGCGUGUACGUUAAAAACAUUCGACCAGCUGGCCCGGGCGAUCUGGGAGGUUUAAAACCAUACGACAGACUUUUACAGGUAAACCACGUUCGCACCAGAGACUUUGACUGCUGUCUAGUUGUGCCCCUCAUCGCAGAAUCCGGCAACAAGCUGGAACUGGUGAUCAGCAGAAACCCCCUGGCAUCUCAGAAAGGAAGCUCCGACCAGCAGACUUCAGCGAGCGGGGAGUGGAGUGAUCAGAGCAAUGCCUUCCUUCAGCAGAGUGGACACGCCAACAUUCAUACGGAGACACGGGAUCCUACAAAUACCUUAUAGCAGAAAACCAUUCUAGUGGGACAUUUGGCAACGAAAGAUAAUUAAUGGUGCUAAAUCCUUUGAAGAUUUCUCUGAGAUUGAGGCUCAGACACUAUCUAGCACUAAAAAGCACAGGAGGUCAGGCUGUCUGUCUCAAGGCUUAUAUUAAUUCACAGUUCCUUUGGAAAAAGUUUAAUUCUUUGUUAAGUCAAGUCAUUCCAUUCUAAGCAAUCUAUCGUUAGCAACAGUAUGAAGACUCGUAAGGACCUUUUUUCCCCCCCAAAUAAGAACCUGGGGAGAGGUCUGAAACAUGAUUUAAACGUUCCUCUCCCUUCAUCAGCAGCCGCUGGUUGAGGGAAAAAGCACAGAGUUAACCUCUGCUAGCCCUGCUGCCCAGGUGACGUGCUUUUUAAAAACAUUUUAUCAGAAAGAUGCCGUCUGAUGGACAAGGAGUGGUCUCGCUGCACCGGGUUUUCUUGUUUAACGGCGACACCCGUGAUGGUGGGGCCCCCGGCCCUGCUGGCAGGAGUGCCCCCUUCGGCCACAGCCCGCUUUGGAGGUGGUACCAAAACGCUCGCAGGCAGCCGCAGGACGCGGUGACCGCUGCUCCCCACCUCGGGUAAAUUCUGUUGGAACAUGUUAUUCCCUAUGCAAUGAAAUAGUUCCUGGUCUGUCUCGCAACCUGUGGGGAUUUUGAAGCAGCGACUUUUUUAGUGGGUUGAAACCUCAGAAGGAGGAUUACUAGCAAGAGUAAAUCUGAAACGAGUUGAGACAAAUUAGAAAGGUUUUAAAAGAAAAUGGCUUUCUCAAAACUAUGUCAGUGGAGGAUCGAGACAAAAGCUCUUUCAUGAUACAUAGACCUGUAAACUUGUACUGUCACACGUGAGCUUUUUAAGUCAAACAACUUCUUGAAGGGACUAAAGUCCCGUUUAAUAUGCUUUGUUUUCAGCCUUCUUUAUGAUAAACGUUACCCCCUGCAACACGUUUUUAGAAUUUAAAAUUGUAAAUAUCUUUUACAAACACAUCAAAUUCUCUCUUCUCCCCUCUCCCCCCAAGCAAUAAAAGAACUGCCAGUUGCUUUAUAUGCUCACCAGCAGCUGCUUUGGUUUAUUCCAGUCUUCAAGUUGUUAUUGGUAAUUCUUGUUCUUGGUGAAUAUAAAGAUACUGGAUUUGUACAUUUGUAGAGUCUCCAUAUCUAAGCAAUCACCUCACAGAGUUGUUUCUGGUCAAUUUAAACUGUUUAACUGUAGCCCUGUUGCUGUUUCCAAUACGUGAACGAGCUCACCUGCCCUGCACACUCAAGUAUCUCCGAUUUCUAUUUCAGCACUGCCAGGAAAGGUCAGAAUGACAUUCAAUGCUGAAUCAUGUUAAAAAAAAAAAGUUCAUGAGUCACUUAAAUAUGUAUUUUUAUUUGUAACAAAUAAGUAUUAAACUGUAAAGUAUUUUUGUACAAAUUUAAUACUUUAAUAGCAUGAUAUUUAUCGUCUAUGUUAUGUUUUUUGAAAAUCAAACUGUUGCAAAUAUUUGUAUGGAAAAACUGCAUAAAUUGAAAUAAACAGUGAUUUAAAGACAUUAAAA
This is a messenger RNA of Tyto alba (common barn owl), 5368 nucleotides long. It is a transcript of the gene GRIP1, whose product is annotated as glutamate receptor interacting protein 1. Gene Ontology annotation, molecular function: nuclear glucocorticoid receptor binding. The record is from RefSeq and is a predicted model, not a curated record. The coding region runs from base 149 to 3811 and encodes 1220 amino acids. The transcript is spliced from 26 exons. Lineage: Eukaryota; Metazoa; Chordata; Aves; Strigiformes; Tytonidae. Gene Ontology annotation, biological process: neurotransmitter receptor transport, endosome to postsynaptic membrane.